Aphanomyces invadans is the source of this 7155-nucleotide messenger RNA. RefSeq lists its product as hypothetical. The record is from RefSeq and is a predicted model, not a curated record. Gene Ontology annotation, biological process: secondary metabolite biosynthetic process; amino acid activation for nonribosomal peptide biosynthetic process. NCBI's taxonomy places the organism in Eukaryota, Oomycota, Saprolegniomycetes, Saprolegniales, Verrucalvaceae. Gene Ontology annotation, molecular function: catalytic activity; phosphopantetheine binding. Gene Ontology annotation, cellular component: cytoplasm. The transcript is spliced from 6 exons. The coding region runs from base 1 to 7155 and encodes 2384 amino acids.
AUGCCACGAACGAAUCUCGAGGUCCUCGGCCCGUCCGUGUCGUACGGCGCGCGGGCGCCGUUACCGUUUGACCUCCUCCAUCAAGCUUUUGAAGCUCGUGCCAGUUCUCACCCGCAUCUGAAAGCGAUUGAACAUGACAACGCUUGGCUGUCGUAUGGCGACCUGAAUUCCCAAUCCGACACGUUGGCUUGCCACUUGACGACGCUCGGCAUCGGUCGUGGCUCACGCGUGGCUGUCAUCUUAGAUCGCUGCCUCGAAUUCCCCAUUGCUCUCUUGGCGUCACUCAAAGCUGGCGCAGCCUUCAUGCCGGUCGACGCAACGUUUCCCAUAGGACGCGUGGCUUUCAUGCUCUCCGAUUCCAAAGCGUGUGCGAUCAUCACCACGGAAAAAUUUCGCGGACAAAUACAGGCGCUCGAUUUGGCAUCGAUUCCAGUCGUAUACAUCAAGUCGGACGAUCUUGCUGCUUCGCCUGCCGUGCCGAUAGCCAAGGCCAAGGCCAGCCGCAACGACGAAGCGUACGUUGUAUACACGUCUGGCUCGACGGGCAAGCCAAAAGGCGUGCCGAUUUUGCAUGUCGGUGCGGUGAACGUGACAUCAUUUCAUGCACCGCAUGUUGGUAUUGUCCAAGGCACUCGCGUGAUGCAAUUCAUGGCGAUUGGGUUCGACGUGUGCCAAUGGGAAAUCUGGACCACGUUGUCCGUAGGUGCGACACUGGUGUUUCGAACAGACGACAUGCUCAAGGUAAUGCCGACUGUGGAUAUCGUGAUGUGUACGGCGACUGCUCUGUCGCUGAUGGGGGAACCGAGCAAAUUUCCCAACCUGAAGUCGGUGCUGGUGGGAGGUGAAGCCCUUCAUGCAGCACUGCGUGAUUUAUGGAGCCCCGCCGUUCGCCUGUUCAAUUGUUAUGGCCCCACGGAAUGCGCCAUCACGACUCACUUUGGAGAACUUACCUUGGGCGUCCCCAUCACGAUCGGCAAGCCACUACAGAACGUGAGUGCAUACGUCCUGGAUGAACAGCAACGACCGGUUCCGAUCGGUCACGUGGGUGAAUUGUACUUGGGUGGUCACGGGGUGUCUCCUGGGUAUAUCAACCUGCCCGACCAAACCUCCCAACGCUUUCUGCCGGAUCCGUUUGUGCAAAGCUCGUCGUGUCGCACGAUGUUCCGGACGGGAGACUUUUGUCGACAGCUCGUGGACGGCUCUUUUGAGAUUCUAGGUCGCGAGGACAGCCAAGUUAAGGUCAAGGGCUACCGCAUUGAGUUGGACGAAGUGGCACAAGCCAUGAUCGAGCACCCCAAAGUUGUUGCUGCUGCUGCCAUCGUCAAGGACAAGACACACUUAGUUGGGUUCUUCACGCCGUCGGAUGUAAACCCGGAGACAUUGCACGAAGUUGUUGCUGCUCAGCUGCCCAUGUACAUGGUGCCAGCGAUAUGGGUCGGCCUUGACAUGAUGCCCCAAAACGCCAACGGCAAAACGGACAAAAAAGCACUGGAAUCCAUGGAAGUCGUGGCGGCCGUCGACCCACUCGAGACGGAAAACGAACGACGACUGGCAUCGCUUUGGGCACAAGUGUUGGGCGUGAAACUGCACGACAUUGGCCGAAACACGUCGUUUUUCUCCCUGGGGGGCGAUUCCGUGUCCGCCAUUCGUCUGGUGUCCAAGGGUAAAGAGGUUGGCCUUGUCCUUUCCACGUCCGCCGUCUUGAAAAACCCUCGCCUGUCCAAGAUGGCUGCGUCCGUACAAGUACAAGUCAGCCACACGUUGACCAAGUCCGAGAGCGAAACAGUGUUUGGAAAUGUCUUGUUGACCCCAGUCCAGCACUUGAAUUUCAACCAUGUGUGGAAGAACGUGCAUUUUUGGAACCAAUCGACAGUCCUAAGGCCCAGCCGAACGUUGCAUCCUUCCGAACUUGUUCCGGCGGUCGCGCGUUUGGUCGAGCACCAUGACAUGCUCCGCGCUCGGUUUGCUGUGGACUCGAACAAAACGUGGUCGCAGCACAUAUCCGACCCGUCACAAAACGUGAAUGUCGAGUUCGUUCCUGUCGACUCGAUGGCAUGCCUGAACGAUGCCAUUUCGGCCAAGGAGAGGUCCUUGCACUUGAUCCAAGGCCCCGUUUACGCCGUCACUGUGUUUGUGCUGCCCAACCAAAACCAAUACGUCCACUUUGCCAUCCACCACACUGUUGUGGAUCUCGUGUCGUAUCGAAUAAUUCUUGACGACUUGGAGAUGCUGUUGGCCAAACAGUCCCUCGGUCGUAAAACGAUGUCUUUUCAAGAGUGGUCGAGACGAAUGACAGCUCAAGCUCCGCUUUGGGAUCCAAGUGUGUGGGCCGCCUAUAUGGCCGACGACAUUUCGCCCCCAGCAACCCUUGGGACAAAAAUUCAAGCGCAAGGCGUGCUGAGCGACGAAGUAACAUCGAAACUGGAUGCUGCCAAUGCAAUCUACGGCACCAAUAUCCAAGAAUUGGCCCUCGCUGCACUCACUACCGCAUACGCCGAACUCCUCCAUACUGGGGAAGGUUACAAGCUGCUGCUUAUGAUGGAAGGACAUGGCCGAGAGCCGUGGGAUCCCGAGAUCGAUGUGUCCAGUACCGUCGGGUGGUUCACAAGUCUGUAUCCGGUUGUGUUCUCGGCUACAAAAGACCUCGGACACCUCAUUCGGCAAGUGAAGAACAAACUUCGCGGUGUGCCGCACGGCGGUCUAUCGUACGGCGCGAUCAAGUAUUUGGCCCCAACUUCUGCCUCCACGGAAUCCAUCAAGUCCCACAAGAACCACAACCUAGCGUUCAACUACGCUGGUCGUUUCCAAGAGCUGAACGCAUCAAGUGGACUGUUUGAGUGCAUUCAAAGUGUAUCGGAUGUCGUGGGCGAUGACGAGAUGGAUUACAUUCCGGGAAACAUUUACUUGCACCACGAACGGUCACAGUUGGUGUUGGACGUGUCUGUCCAAGAGUGGCAGCUCUCCCACGACCAAACAAUCGAAUGGGUCGUCCUGUGGUGCAAGUGGAUGAACGUCAUCGUGAGUCACUGCUUGGAUCCGCAAACGUUUGGCGGGCACACGUUGUCCGACGUCCCAUUGCUCGGCACGACCGAUGUCGUGGAAGCCGUGGAAACGGAACUCUAUGCCACAUUGGGUUUGCGUCCUACGGAUGUCGAAGACAUGUAUCCCGUGACGCCGUUGCAGUCGGGAAUGCUCUUCGCGACGCUCCAAGAUCCUUCCGAAUAUGUUCUCCAGUCAACAUUUGACGUCCGAGGAGACCUCGACAUCGCGACGCUAGAAUCGUGCUGGCAUCAACUUGCUGACCACGAAGCUCUACUCCGGACAGUAUUUGCGUCAACUCCUUGUGGGCUGUUCCAAGCUGUGACGAAAAUCGACUAUUCCGCGUGGACCUUGUUGGACGAUGUUUGGGCACUCGACGAAUUAGACGCAUUGACGCACGCCUUUUGGCUGGCCGAUCGAGCGCGGGGGUUUUCGUUAGCAAGCAAAUCUUUCCACCGCUUCACAGUUGUGCAAGUGUCAGAUUCAAGGUAUCGAGUAAUGUGGACUACACAUCAUUCAGUGAUGGACGGAUGGUCGGGAACGCUUCUCGUCGAUUCAUUACGGAGGAUAUGUGCUGGGCAAACGUUGAAACACCCGACUACAUCGUUCAAGGACUACCUGAACUGGCUGGCCAUGCAAGAUGAACAUCCUGCGGAGACGUUUUGGCGGACGAAGUUGAAACAUUUGGACAGCACAACUCGACUUUCCCUGCCGAAACCACUCCACACUCGACUUGUCGGCGAGCCGUACUCGAUGGCAAACUACUCCCUCUUGCUACCGCACAUCCACCGCGUCUGCUCGAAACUGCAAGUCACCCCCAGUUCAGUCUUUCAAGCGGCGUGGGCAAUUGCCAUACAACAGUUUACGCGACACGACUACGUUGUGUUUGGCAAUGUCGUGUCCGGACGUGACAUUGACAUGCCUGGCAUUGAAACGCUCGUUGGCGUUACGAUCAACACAAUUCCGGUCUUGGUGCACGCUGCACCGACUAUGACGACGGACGACCUUGUGCGCAGCGUCCACUUGUCCGCACUGGAAUCAGCACAGUUUUCUCACUCCAGCUUGACCGAAAUCAAGCGAUGGACUGCACAUGAAGGCAAGUUUUUCGACACACUAUUUAUGUUUGGCAACUAUGCGGCGGCAUCUACACAUGACACUGGCAUUGACGGAAAUGCCACCUUCACCCUUGAUUUCAGGGAAGGCAGGGAGUUUUCCGACUCGAGCAUCGCCAUGGCAGUAUACAACGACAGUGGCGAUCAAUACCGAAUCGAGGUCACACAUCAAACGAGCCAAGUUGACACUGCUUGCAUCGACUUCUUGUCACACCGGUUUCUCGAUAUCAUGACUCGUCUUCAAAGCCAGGAAGAAUAUUCAAUGGUCAUCUCCGUGCUGGAUCGACCAUCAUCCCGCGAAGCUACCCUCAUUCAGAACUCGAGCUUUGGUCCCGUGGUACCGUUGCCGUACGAGUUGUUGCACCACGGGUUCGAGGCGCGCGCGAAGGAGCACCCCGACGUUCGAGCGAUCGAGUUUGACGACCAGUGGCUGUCGUACGGCGAGCUAAAUGCGCAGGCGAACGCGCUGGCGGUGGACUUGGCUUCUCUGGGAGUGGGUGUCGGCUCGCGCGUGGCUGUGAUCAUGGAGCGGUGCUUGGAGUUCCCGAUCGGGCUGCUCGCUGUCCUCAAGGUGGGCGCCGCGAUGCUUCCGUUCGACGCGGCGUUCCCAAUCGAACGAUUGUCGUACAUGAUUCGUGAUGCGAGUGCGAGCGUUGCGAUUUCCACGACGAAUUUAACGACGCAGCUGGAGAAGUUGAAGGCGGUGACGAAGAUGGUGUUUGUGUCGUCCGAUCAGCUGGGAGCCAAGGCGGCCGACUUUGUGCCGAGUGCACAGCACCAGGCGACUCGGUGGGACGAAGCGUACGUCGUAUACACGUCGGGGUCGACAGGGAAGCCGAAAGGUGUCCCGACGCUGCACGCUGGUGCGGUGAACCUGGUGUGUUUUCCGUUCUGUGAGCCGGCGUACUGUGUGGGCAUGCGCGUGAUGGAGGUGUUGUCGAUCGGGUUCGAUUGGUGCCUGGAGGAGAUCUGGAAGACUCUGUGCAACGGCGCGACGCUGGUGCUGCGCAGCGACGACUUGGAGCGCGCGUUGCGGACUGUGGAUGUGCUGGCGAUCACGUCGACGGGGCUGUCUUUGUUGGGCGACCCGCAGCAGUUUCCGAACUUGCAGUACGUGCACGUGGGCGGCGAGGCUGUGCCUGCGUCGCUGAAGGACUUGUGGUGCUCAGCCGUCACGCUGCUCAACACGUACGGGCCGUCGGAGUGUUCCAGCACGACGCACUCGGUGCAACUGACGACAAGUAGUCAAAUCUCCAUCGGCAAGCCGACCAAGAAUAUCAACUCGUACAUUCUGGACAGUGCGAAGCGGAUGGUUCCUGUGGGCGUGGUGGGAGAAGUGUACUUGGGCGGUAUCGGUGUGUCGCCCGGCUACAUCAACUUGCCCGAGCAGACUGCGGACCACUUUUUCACGGACCCGUUCAGCACGACAGGGGGGUCCCUGAUGUUCCGAACAGGAGACCUGGGACGUUUGCUGCCGAGCGGAGAGUUUGAGAUCCUGGGUCGACUGGACAGCCAAGUGAAGCUGAAGGGGUACCGCGUCGAGCUGGACGAGGUGGCGGAGGCGAUGAUGCAGCACCCGCGGGUGGUGUCGGCCGCGGCGCUGGUGAAGGACAAGACGCACUUGGUGGGGUAUUACGCGCCGGCGGACGUGGACGCGGAAGCGCUGCAGAGGCUGGUGGCGGACCUGCUGCCGGUGUACAUGGUGCCGGCGGCGUGGGUGGCGCUGGAAGCGCUGCCGACGAACGCGAACGGGAAGAUUGACAAGACGGCCCUGGCGUGCCUGGACGUGAAGGAAGACGUGCGUGCGCUGACGAGCGAGGCCGAGGUGAAGAUGGCCGGCGUGUGGGCGAGCGUGCUGGACGUGGACGUGGGCGUGAUCGGGAAGAACACGUCGUUCUUCGCGCUGGGCGGCGACUCGAUCUCUGUGAUCCGGGUGGUGGCCGCGUGCAAGCAAGUGGGUUUGAGCAUCACGGCGGCCGCGUUCAUGAAGGGGUUGGUGUUGUCCCGCGUGGCGUCGGCGGCAGUGAGCGGUUUGUCGGCGGACGUGUCGUACCCUCGCGUGUCGCUGCCGGACGAGGUGACAGCGAUGGUGGCGGGGGAGUGGGCCGCGUCGCUGGCGCUGACGAAGUACGUGGUGUACCCGGUGACGCCGCUGCAAGGCGGUAUGAUCUACGCGACGGUGAAUGCGCGCGGCGCGUACGUGGCGCAGAUGCCGAUGCGCCUGCGGACGGGGGGCGUCGGGGCGAAGCUGAGCUCGGCGUUCCGGUCGGUGGUGCAGCAGAACGACGUGUUGCGGUCGACGUUUGUGACGACGGCGCGCGGCAUCUUUCAAGUGAUUCGUGAGGACGCGGCCGACGUGGAGGUGGCGGAGGUGCGCGUGUCGAGCCUGGACGCGUUCUUGGCACAAGACUACGCUCGCGGAUUCGCGGUGGGCGACAAGUUCUUCGUGCGCCUGGCGCUGGUGGAGGCCGAGGACGGCUCGUUCGCCGUGCUGACGAUCCACCACGCGCUGUACGACGGGUGGUCCUUGUCGAUGCUGAUGGGCGACCUGAUGGACGCGUACAGCGGCGUGGCCGUGCCGAGCCGACCGAGUUUCUGCAACGUGGUGGACUACAUCGAGGCGCAGGACGCGGGAGCGACGGAAGCGUACUGGCGGUCGUACUUGGACGGGGCGGUGCCGUCGCCGAUCGGGUCGUUGGUGGACUUGUCGCCGGAGGCGGGCGAGGCGCGGCCGCUGUCGACGGUGUGCAAGGUGUCGAUGGCGGACUUGACCAAGGCGGCGCAGCGGUGCGGUGUGACGGUGGCGGACUUGACCAAGCUGGCGUGGGCGGCGACGCUGCGCAAGUACACGCGUCAGGACGACGUGGUGUUUGGCGAGGUGUUGGCGAACCGGGACAUUGCGGUCAAGGACGCGGACAGGAUCAUGGGUCCGCUGAUCAGCACGGUGCCCUGCCGCGUCCGCUUCGACGACGCGUCGACGUUGUCGUCGCAGCUCAAGUCCUGA